UUGCAAGGGUUGUCAAUUAGUCGUCGGAACGCAGCGCCGGCGACCGGCGAAAUUCUAAUCGUAAUCGACUCUGGCGGCCGGAUCAAUCGGUCGAAGCAAUCGGACUCGCCACCAGUCGAUCGAGCUGUACACAAGUGCAGUCGUAUACCGACUUGAAUUAGAAUUAGGCCGUGUGAUCUCUCCCAAUAAAAGCAGUACAGAUUGUCGUGCGUGCUGAUCUCCAUCGAAACCAUCAACGUUGAUCAGCCAUGGCUCGCCGUCGUCGAGGUUUUCCGGCGACGUUGGUCACGCUGCUGCGGCUCGUCGGCUGCCUGCUUCUUGCCUUCUUCCUCGCCGCGCCGCCGUGCGCCGCCGCGCAGCAGGUCAAGACGUCGCACGCGCAGUUCGCGUUCCACCUCCCGCUCCCCGACGGCGUCACCGGCGCCGAGAGCCUCGCCUUCGACUCCUCCAACCAUGGCCCCUACACCGGCGUCUCCGACGGCCGCGUCCUCCGCUGGGGCGGCGCCGCCGCCGGCUGGACCACCUUCGCGCACCACGAAAACUACCGGAAGAUUCCGAUGUGCACGACGCCGGUGGCGCCGGCGGAGGAGACGGAGAGCAUGUGCGGGCGCCCGCUGGGGCUCGCGUUCCACGACAGGACGGGCGACCUCUACAUCGCCGACGCGUACAAGGGCCUGAUGCGUGUCGGGCCGCGCGGCGGCGAGGCCGAGGUGCUCGCCGCCGGCGCGGACGGCGUCCCGUUCAACUUCGUCAAUGGCAUCGACGUCGACCAGGCCACCGGUGAUGUCUACUUCACCGAUAGUAGCACCACCUACCCACGCCGGUUUAACAGCGAGAUCAUGAUGAAUGCCGAUGCGACGGCGCGGCUGCUAAAGUACGACGCGGCGACGAAGCGGGUGACCGUGCUCAGGGCCGGGCUUCCGUACGCCAAUGGCGUGGCCGUCAGCCGCGACGGGAGCCACGCCGUGGUGGCGCACACGGUGCCGUGCCAGGCGUUCCGGUACUGGAUCAAGGGGCCCAACGCCGGCGAGUACGAGCUCCUCGCCGACCUGCCGGGUUACCCCGACAACGUCCGGCGAGACGCCAAUGGGGGAUACUGGGUGGCGCUCAACCAGGAGAAGGCGCGGCUCGACGCCACCGCGGCGGCGGCGGUGGCUCCUCCGGCGAAGCACCUCGUCGGCGUCCGGCUCGACGGCGAUGGCGUCGAGGUCGAGGAGCUGACGGCUGCCAAGGGUGUGACGCUCAGUGAGGUUGUGGAGAGGGGCGGGAAAUUGUGGCUCGGCUCUGUUGAACUCGAUUUCAUUGGCCUAAUGCAAUGAACAAAAAGAUGUCUAUA
Molecule: messenger RNA, 1336 nt
Organism: Oryza sativa Japonica Group (Japanese rice)
Lineage: Eukaryota; Viridiplantae; Streptophyta; Magnoliopsida; Poales; Poaceae
Product: protein STRICTOSIDINE SYNTHASE-LIKE 10
Biological process (GO): biosynthetic process
Cellular component (GO): endomembrane system
Molecular function (GO): strictosidine synthase activity; hydrolase activity
Source: RefSeq, a predicted model, not a curated record